Labrus bergylta (ballan wrasse) is the source of this 5003-nucleotide messenger RNA. RefSeq names its product HPS6 biogenesis of lysosomal organelles complex 2 subunit 3. Lineage: Eukaryota; Metazoa; Chordata; Actinopteri; Labriformes; Labridae. The record is from RefSeq and is a predicted model, not a curated record. Gene Ontology annotation, biological process: lysosome localization; organelle organization; protein localization to membrane. Gene Ontology annotation, cellular component: BLOC-2 complex; lysosomal membrane.
UUAACGAUCCCGUGAUGUCAGGGGAGUGCUAGCAUAGCACCGGAAUGACUACAGGGGCUGGCUCGAUUCCUCAGGCUUAAAACUUUUCUUUCGGUUAUUGUCAGUUCACCGUUAAGCUCCGGUGUCGUCCCCUGACAUGGGGUCAGCGGGGUCGACGGGCUGUCAUGUGGUGUAUCCUUCAGCGUCAACGGGGAUGAAGCCUCUCGUACAACCUAACGGGAUGCUGUUCGGUUAGCCUCACCGGAGUCCGAGGUCGGGAUUUAUUGUGGUCACAGCUGCAGCUAGCAGGCAGAUAGUUUCGGCUGGAAACGAGUGGCGUAAUGGCGCGGUCGGAGUUGGAGCCACUGUCAGAUUUUGGGGACUUUACGCGUGGCAAAGAGCUGACUGAAAUCUUAAAACUGACCUGUAACCUGUCAAACGUCCGCCUGAGCCCAGAUGGACGUCACAUCCAUGUCAUCCUCCGCAAGCCUAAAGUCGGUCUUGUGACUUUUGACAAGUAUGAAAGACUCCAGCUGGCCCAGAACCAGAAGAAACUGGAUUUACGCUCAACACGAACUGUACCCAUUGUGGAUGUUGUGUAUUUGGACUAUAAUAAGAUCAGCAGCAGCAGCAGGGAGACUGCGACUGUGGCUGUGAUUUAUGAGGACGGGAAAGCUGAGUUUUGGAGAUUCCAGGAGUGCAAAGCAGGCUGGCACCUCCUGCAAACAUCAGACUUGUGCAACAGCCCCCGAGCAAGAGUGGUGUCCGUGUGUGCCUGUCCUAAUCUAAUCAUCUGGUGUGAGGAGAGGCCGCCCUCAGAGAGCUCCCCGGCCCUCAGCUCCACCAGGAAUAAACUGAGAUACUGUGUUUGCAGACGUGACUUCGAGGUGGAGGAGGCGGGGGCUGUCAGCCUGGGUGGGGUGAAAAUCGCCCUCCACAACAAUCCCAAAUUCAGCGUGGUGAGCUCGGGCGACUGCGUGCAUCUCCUCCCCGACCUGAAGGUGAAGCCUCUGCUGAGCAUCUCCAAAUUUUUCCUCUCCUGGUCCCCGCGCCACGACUCCUUCACAGUGAGCGCCACGUGCCAAAACACGCCCCUCAAAAAGCUGUCAGCAAAAGAGUCUGACUUUAAGAGAUUAGUGCCGGACUAUUUGGGAUACCUAUCGACUCUUGACCCCCCUGAGAUCUUUGACUUUUCACCUACGGGCUGUGGAGGCCUGCUGCUGCUGCUCAGCACGGGCUGGGUGUGUUUUCUGCAGAAAGACGGGGUGCUGAGGCAGGUUUUUAAACUGGAAGACAACUGUUUGGUCAAAUUUGGCACUCACACCAGCCUCUGCAUGUACCAGGACACGCUGGCUCUGCUUAUAGGGCAAAACCUGCGUCUGAUAGAUGUGAACUGUGGCAGGGAGCUGGACAAGCUCACGCUAAAGAGAGAGGGGAUAUUAUUUGUAAACCGAGCUGAAAAAUGGUCACCUCACCUUCUUACAGAAACUGGACUAUUUAUGUUAUUAAACAAGGAGACUGACUCUAACAAGGUGAAGCCUUGUGGUUUCAGUACGACGGAGAGUAUUGAUCCUGGAGCCCUCCUCGUCGAGUCUGUCUUCGAGGAAGCGUGUAAAUACUACCAGCAGAGGAGCCUGAGCAGCACCCAGCUCACUGUGGACAAGCUGAAGAAAGGGGGGAGGUUUCAGGCUCCCAUCUCUUUAGCCUCCAUCCUCAGGAGCUACCUCCUGAGGCAGAAAGGAGCAGAGGCACCCCAGGAAGGAGAAGACGGACGCACUGCGGGGCAAGAUAAGCUCACGGUUUCUCUGGAGGCUGAGCUCAAGUGUCUGGUCACUCUGGAGGAGGUUAAGGGCAGCUUAGUGAGGGGGAGUGCGAAAGAGGUGGAGGCCGUGUGUGAGACGCUGGUCGAGAAAGAAGUAGCGAGGCUGCUGUCGUCCUCGGAGCUGGAGCAAGAGGCUCUGCUUUACCUGAACUCUAUCUUCAGUACCUUCCCCAGCCAGGCGUGGAGGGCGGCACAGGCUGCCCUUCAGCUGCACUACAACGGGGAGUGUUCUCUGUCCAGCCGGGCCUCUGCAGAUGUGUGGAAAACUGUCCUCAGUCCCGCCGUGACGCCCAGUACCGCAACCCCGGUGGCACUCACAAACGGCAGGCCGAAACACAAUCACAGCCUCAAAGGUGAUCAUAUUGCCAAUUGUAAAGCCAAACCUACAAGCUCCACCCCCUUGGCUAACCUGCCUGUGUUCGAGCUCCUCUGCCACUCGGUUUUCCACUUUCAGCCGAGCUGGCUGCCCACUUUCCUGGAGCUUGCCCAGCAGCAGCAGGGCUCUACGGGUCUGGGCCUGAGCCUGGCCUCUUCCUCCUGGGGCUUCUCCAGUGCGAGAGGAGGGGAGGGCGGGGAGAACAACGUCCCACUCUACAAACGGGCCCUGUGCGUCUUGUCCAGCCUGAGCAUUGAGCGAGCCCAGCAGCAGGACCUGGAGGUGGAGCUGCUGCUGGUCAGCGGGCGGCCCAACGCCAUCCUCCAGGCUCUGAGGAUCCUCAUGGCCACGCAGCAGUGGGAGAAGGUUACACAGGUCGCCCAGAAGUUCUGCAAGCAGAGUCCUCUGCUCAACAAGGAGAUUUUCACCACUCUGCUGUGCGAGGUGGCCCACCAUCGAGACCUAGACCCCUACCUGGACUUACUGUGGGUGCUGUGUCCCGAGGACCUCACUGUCACAACCAUUCUCAACCUGGUGCUUAAAAACCUCCCCUCCCCGAACAGCCCCCCUUCAUCUUCCCCCUCGUCCUUCUCCAUGUCCAUCACGUCCCCCUCGCCCCCUGCUCCCUUUGCGGACCCCCAGAACAGCCAGUUAACCAUCGGGCUGCUGAAACCUCUGCUGAGAAAAGUCCUUCAGAGGGAGACCAAGCCGAGCCAGCGCUACGCCGACAUCCUCCAGUCGCCGUCGUUCCCCCCGCCCGCACCUCCCCGCCAGCCGGUAGAGCAACUUAACCCCGCCACAGAUCCCUGCAGAAACUCGGCCGUGGAGGGCGAGAUCGCAGCAGAUUUUCUUGCAGAAACACCCGAGGGGCAGUCGCCCGCACGCACGGCUCUCGCGAGAACCAGGGUGGCACUUCCUGCUAACACAGUGUGAUUAAAAAGAUGAACAUAAAGACGAUCAAAAUGGAGAACAAAAACCUGCCACACAAUCUGACUGUGAAACAAACUGUGACCAACAUGUGUCGACAAUCAAAUUAAAGAUACAAUGUCAGUAUGUUACAGAUCAGUGGGAUGCAGUUAAUUGUGAUGUUUGAGAGUGUGUGUGUUUUUUUUUAAAAUAAGAAUGGUAUUAUCAGAUGAAGUAUGACUACUAGAAACUAUGAAAUGACUACUGAAGAUCUUACCGGUGUAAAUACUGCAGGUAAUUCUAAGCCUUAAUGUGUAUAUACUGUAUCUGUGAUGUUAUUUAUCUCCUUAGCCUUAACUGCACGUGGAUUGCGAAUGUUGUUGCAUAGACUUGCAUUGAAUAAGCUUAGCCUUUACCCGAAUACCAUCAAUAUAAAUGAUAAUAUAUUGUUUCUAACACAGUGUGGUGUCUUCUCAUCUCUGACAAAAAAAACCGAGCCACUAAUUCCCUUUUUUUUUUUUAGGGGUGUAUCAUAUCUAUGUGUAGAUCUUUUUUUUAGUUUGGAGUUUUAAAUAGAAAAUGCCUCUUAUCUAUAGCCGAGUUAAUCUAGCUUCCUGAGUGGGUAAUCUUCAGUGUUAUCCAGACGAGCUGGCCUUUGCGUUUGAAUGUUUGUUUUUUAAGUGUUGUUUGGGUUGAAGAGGAGGAAGAGGGGUCCAAGGUCCCCUCACUGAUACUAGUAUUAGUAACAUAUGACAGGUUUCUUAAACAUUAACCUGUCCAGACCGUGCAACAUCUGUAAACCAAACUCCCAAAACACACUCUAUAUUCCUGGCGUCUUCCAAUUUUUUAAAAUUCUGGUCCUACAUUUUUCUCUCUCUUGACUCCAUCUUGUCCUAUCUGCCUCCCUCGCAGCUUGACUCACAAGACAUUUCUCACAAAACACCCCAGAAAGAGUGACUCACAGUUUGACUUUAAUUCAAUUUGGGAGGUAAUUGUGUUAAGAUUGAAGCGAGGGCUGGGCACGACGUGACUACCGAAAGGCGCGUUGCUGCUUGCAUAAAGUCGUGUUGGUCCUCCUUCAUGUACUCAGCGAGGGUAAUGUCAUUAGAGAUGUGAAGCCCUCUGUGUUAGGUUUGCUCUGAAAACAGAUUGCACUUUCGUAUCUUGUGCCUGUGUUCAUUCUGUUAGUGUAGCUUGUUUAAGUCAGAGAGAGAGUUUUUUCUGUAAAUGCGGGGCCCUCACAAACAUUUUGAUUUGAUUUUAACAAGCUCUAAAUACUACUAACUCUCUGCUCAGUAUGGGCGAGGCACUGAAACUCUAGUAAAACGUCUUUAAGUGUCGAGUGACAAUCGGACUCCAAAAUGCUGCCGAACAAUCAGAGUGCCUUUCACAGUGCUGCUCUUCAUUUACAGAGCAGUGUCACAUUCCUGCUGGGACUCCUCAGCUUCACUAAUAUUCUGAAGAAAGAACUGGACGUCUCUGACUUUUAGAGAACAGUGUUUUUAACCGUGUUUGCUUGUUUUUAUUGGUCAUUGUUGGUCAAAAAAAGCACUCGGACUCUGCAGUCUGUUUUUUAUGACUUUUUAAUUACGACUUGAAACCGACUCAUGUCUUACUAUAAUCGAGAGUAUGAACAGGAACAUUUCUGUUCUUACUGUGUACCGCUCAUGUUCCAGAGUCACUGGGAACUCCCUGACUUCCCCAGACGUGCUGCUCAGCCUGUUAUGACGGUUGCGAUGUCAAACAUUAAUUUGCCCUCUCUCGGUUUGUGUUCACUCAUAGAAAUACCUGCUGGAUUUGCUCUGCAGUGUUUGCAUUGUUACUUGCUCUCUUUUAGGAAGUAUUUGAAAAAUAGAGGAUGUAUACGUGAUGUAUUUAUGAAUGGAUGCUGUAUUGCUAUUAAACUGAAGAUACAAAUUC